AUGAGACUAUGCAAGGUGGCAGACCUAAUGAAGGCAGGAACACAUGAAUGGGAUACAGAGCUAGUGCAACAGUCUUUCAAUCCCCAUGAUGCUGCAUUGAUCCUCAACAUACAAACCAGUAGUAUGGGUAUCACAGACACGAUGGUAUGGCAUUACAAUAAGGAAUGGAAGUUUACAGUCAAAAGUUCCUACCAAACUAUUCAACAGAAGAGAAAAGAGUGUAUGGAUCAGGAGGAGGGAAGUUCCAGGAGUCACCAGUUGAAAAAGAUGUGGAAACACACAUGGAAGCUACCACUCAAACCUAAAGGGAUGAAUGUUGAUGGCAUAUGUGGUUGGUGUGGAGAGGAAAUAGAGGAUUUGGAGCAUAUAAUGUUUAAUUAUGUAAGAGCUAAGAGAGUGUGGAAGUUAGCUGGGUUGGAAUGGGACAGAUUGCAAAGGGAGAGGGUUCAUAAGGCCAGAAGAAUCCAAGGAGUAUGGGAUGCAGAUUCUGCACUCAGUACUAAUGGAGCUUCUGAUCAAAGAGAGCUGAUGACAGCCACAGCAUGGGACAACACUGGAGAGAUUAAGAAGUGGGAACAAGGUUGGACAAAGGUGGAAAUCUUUAUUGUUGAUCAAGGGUUGAAGAAGAAGAUGGAUUUGAAGGAUGGCUGGGAAUCUGAUAUAGCAAUGAUUGCAGAUGAUAUUUUUGUGUUAUUGUCUUUAUUAGAUUCUUGGAAGCUUGUCGAUCAUGACUAA
Molecule: messenger RNA, 735 nt
Organism: Striga asiatica
Lineage: Eukaryota; Viridiplantae; Streptophyta; Magnoliopsida; Lamiales; Orobanchaceae
Source: the annotation of a GenBank genome assembly